AUGGUGACUUUGCCUCGGCAGUGCGUGCUCUGGGGCUGCUUGUUGACAGCGGUCCAUUUAGGACAAUGCAUUACAUGCGAUGACAAACAGUACCUCUUCAAUGGCCGGUGCUGCGACUUGUGCCAGCCAGGAAGGAGACUAGAGAGCCACUGCACGGAUGCCAUCAAGACCCAGUGCCUUCUGUGUGACUCCGGCGAAUUCAUGAACAAGUGGAACAAAGAGCUCCGGUGUUACCAGCAUACACACUGUGAAUCCAAGGAAGGGCUUGAGGUUGAGAAGCAGGGUACUGCAGAUACAGACACCAUCUGUGCCUGUAAGGAAGGGCAACACUGCACUAGUGAGGAGUGCCAGAGAUGUGCUCAACACACAUCCUGUGGCCCUGGCUUUGGAGUUAAGCAGAUGGCCACACGGACUGCCGAUACGGUGUGUGAACCCUGCCCAGCCGGCUUCUUCUCCAGUGGGUCAUCAGCUUUUGAACAAUGUCAUCCUUGGACCAGCUGCGAGGCCAAAAACAUGGUGGUACAGCAGGAAGGGACGAAUCGGACUGACGCUGUCUGUGGUGUGCAGUCCCGGACGCGAGCCCUGCUGGUCAUUCCCAUUGUGAUGGCCGUCCUCAUCACCAUCUUCAUAGCGGUGUCUUUCUGUAUCAAAAAGGUGGUCAAGGAACCAGAGGAUAAUAAGGCCUCACUCCCUGCUGUUGAAACGGGAGAUCCUACGGAGACAGAAGAUUGUCUUGGCCACAACACUGCUCCAGUGCAGGAGACAUUGGUUGGGAGUCAGCCUGUGGCACAGGAGGACGGCAAGGAGAGCCGCAUAGCAGUGCAGGAGAGACAACUGAUGGACAGCAUGGACUUGAAGCACCUGGUCUGAGAUCUUGGAACUGUUGCAGUGGUGAUGGCACGAGGGCAAGGGCCUGGCUCGGAUGGCGGCUGACAUUUGAGAUUCGAAAGGAACAAAAACUGCCGCGCCUGCCCAGCUGCCAUCCCUUGUCUUGCUUUUAAAGAUGGAGGAAAAGCUUGGGCAUCAGGGAUCCAGAGAGUGCAGCAAUACAGG
Cricetulus griseus (Chinese hamster) is the source of this 1053-nucleotide messenger RNA. NCBI's taxonomy places the organism in Eukaryota, Metazoa, Chordata, Mammalia, Rodentia, Cricetidae. The record is from RefSeq and is a predicted model, not a curated record.